AUGAUGGAUAAUUGUAAAGAUGACAACAGUUUGCAAACUUUGUUUGAAGACAACAGUUUGAAGAUUGAAACCACUGAUCAUAAAGUUAAUGACAUUUCGUCAUUAAAUAAUGAAAACAAUGAUUGUUUGGAUCAAAUGGAUGUCAAAAUUAAACCUAAAGUAAGACAUAAUUCACAAAUAUUGUCUCAACAAUUGGUGACCAAUCGUAUGGACAACUGGAAGGGCUCACCAGUUGUUAAUUACAAGACAUUUAGGAAGUGUCACCAAAACUCAUCACAAACUUUUAAACAGGAAGAAUGUAUUCGCGUGAAGAAAAUCUGCAAUAAUUAUAACAUAUCUUUUGAUGAAAAUAAUUGCAAUGAAGACAUCGAUACAGAAAAAGGUGUUAAAAGGAAACUCGAGUCCGAAGACAACAUCGAUAAGAAGGCAUGUCUUUCGAUGGAUUAA
Molecule: messenger RNA, 447 nt
Organism: Oppia nitens
Lineage: Eukaryota; Metazoa; Arthropoda; Arachnida; Sarcoptiformes; Oppiidae
Exons: 2
Coding region: 1-447 (148 amino acids)
Source: RefSeq, a predicted model, not a curated record